AUGGUUGGGGCAGGACAAUUCAGCGCGGCAGAGGAACCGGGGAAGGACUACGACCCGUACAAGGAUGGACCCAGUGCGCUGAGCAAGGCGGUUCACUUGUUUUUCUUUACGGAGAUCAUCCGAGGGAUGUGGAUCGUCUUGGAGCAGUUUUUCCGACCGCCAUACACCAUCAUGUACCCUUUCGAGAAGGGCCCACUUUCACCCCGCUUCCGCGGCGAACACGCCCUUCGGCGGUAUCCCAGCGGAGAGGAACGUUGCAUCGCAUGCAAACUGUGCGAAGCCAUCUGCCCGGCACAGGCCAUCACGAUUGAGAGCGAAGCGCGCGCAGACGGCUCUCGUCGGACAACCAAAUACGAUAUUGACAUGACGAAAUGCAUUUACUGCGGAUUCUGCCAGGAAGCCUGCCCUGUAGAUGCCAUCGUGGAAACUCAAAACCAGGAAUUCUCCGUUGAGACGCGUGAAGAGCUGCUCUACAACAAGGAGAAGCUACUUUCGAACGGCGACAGGGCCGAAGCGGAAAUCGCGGCCAAUUUGCACGGUAAGCUGUAUUGGAUCCCAUGCCGUUUCCACUGUCGGCUAACACGUUUCUUCAACAGCCGACCACGUCUACCGGUAGUGUACCGACUCUGCACACCGAUCCUGGAGUGA
This is a messenger RNA of Punctularia strigosozonata HHB-11173 SS5, 648 nucleotides long. RefSeq names its product NADH-quinone oxidoreductase. Gene Ontology annotation, cellular component: membrane. Gene Ontology annotation, molecular function: NADH dehydrogenase activity; 4 iron, 4 sulfur cluster binding. Lineage: Eukaryota; Fungi; Basidiomycota; Agaricomycetes; Corticiales; Punctulariaceae. Gene Ontology annotation, biological process: mitochondrial electron transport, NADH to ubiquinone; mitochondrial respiratory chain complex I assembly. The record is from RefSeq and is a predicted model, not a curated record. The coding region runs from base 1 to 648 and encodes 215 amino acids. The transcript has 5 exons.